Nematolebias whitei (Rio pearlfish) is the source of this 2604-nucleotide messenger RNA. RefSeq names its product sestrin 1 (gene sesn1). The transcript has 9 exons. The record is from RefSeq and is a predicted model, not a curated record. Gene Ontology annotation, biological process: cellular response to leucine starvation; negative regulation of TORC1 signaling; positive regulation of macroautophagy. Bases 185 to 1651 code for a protein of 488 amino acids. Gene Ontology annotation, cellular component: nucleus. Lineage: Eukaryota; Metazoa; Chordata; Actinopteri; Cyprinodontiformes; Rivulidae. Gene Ontology annotation, molecular function: L-leucine binding; oxidoreductase activity, acting on peroxide as acceptor.
AUGAGCCGGAGAGGUCGGUAUUCUGCUGUGAGGCUGCAACAGCUGACUACUGAGCACUUUCCCCUUCCCCGGUGCCUCAAGGAACAAAGGGAGGAGGAAAGAGCCGUUCAGACCGCAUCCACAGAUAUAUGUUCCAUUUUUCUGCUGCCCGAAAACAAGCGACGAGGUGCGGCGAAGACACGAGAUGAGGCACGCCGUCGCACCGUCACAAAGUGUGGAGAAUAAUUCAUUCGCGGUGACAGGCUUGUUAAAGAUAUGCACCCAUUGUGAACGGCUUAACAAAAAGGACUUGGGAGUCAGAAUCCCAAGACCCCUAGGUAACGGACCGAGCAGAUUUAUCCCUGAAAAAGAGAUUCUUCAAGUCAGUAAAGUGGACACCAGGACGCAGUCCAUAUUUGAGGAUGCUUUUGCAGCCCUCGGUCGUCUGGACAACAUUUCCCUCUUGAUGAGUUUCCACCCACAGUACCUGGAGAGCUUUCUCCGGACGCAGCACUACCUGCUGCAGAUGGACGGACCUCUACCUUUGCACUAUAGACACUACAUUGGCAUCAUGGCGGCUGCGAGGCAUCAGUGUUCCUACUUGGUCAACUUGCACGUGAACGACUUCCUCCAGGUUGGGGGAGACCAGAAGUGGUUGAACGGUCUGAGCGAAGCACCACAGAAGCUGCAGCAACUCGGGGAACUCAACAAAAUCCUGGCCCACCGUCCCUGGCUCAUCACCAAGGAACACAUUGAGUGCUUUCUGAAGGCUGAGGAGCAGAGCUGGUCUUUGGCAGAGCUGAUCCACGCUGUGGUCCUGCUCACGCACUACCACUCCCUCGCCUCCUUCACUUUCGGCUGUGGCAUCAUGCCCGAGAUCAACUGUGACGGUGGACACACCUUCAGACCCCCCUCCCUCAGCCAGUACUGCGUGUGUGAUAUCGCCAAUGGCAAUGGUCACGCUAAUCACCAUGACGAUUUGCUUGGCAACCAGGAAAUGUGUGGCGAGGUGGAGGUGCUGAUGAAGAGGAUGAAGCAGCUGCAGGAGUGUCGCGACGACGAGGAGGCCAGCCAGGAGGAGAUGGCGACUCGUUUCGAGAGGGAGAAGACCGAGAGCAUGCUGGUGGUCACAGCCGAGGACGAGGACUGCGUCCCCUCCAGGGACAUCUCCCGUCACUUUGAAGACACCAGCUAUGGCUACCAGGACUUCGCCAGGAGGGGGGAGCACGUUCCCACGUUCAGAGCUCAGGACUACAGCUGGGAGGACCACGGUUUCUCUCUGGUCAACAGAUUGUACCCCGACGUCGGUCAGAUGCUGGACGAGAAGUUUCAGUUGGCCUACAAUCUGACGUACAACACCAUGGCAACACAUAAGGAUGUGGACACCAGCAUGCUGCGCAGGGCCAUCUGGAACUACAUCCACUGCAUGUUCGGCAUCAGGUAUGACGAUUAUGAUUACGGGGAGAUAAACCAGCUUCUGGACCGUAGCUUUAAGAUUUAUAUCAAGACCAUGGUGUGUAGCCCUGAGAAGACCACCAAACGAAUGUAUGAGAGUUUCUGGAGGCAGUUUCAGCACUCCGAAAAGGUCCACGUUAAUCUGCUUCUUAUGGAAGCACGAAUGCAAGCAGAACUAUUAUACGCUCUGAGAGCGAUCACCCGCUACAUGACAUGAAGUGUUUUUGGCAUUUUUAUUGUUGUCCUUUUGACUGUCAUUAUUUUUGUUUGUUUUUGGAAGACGUAAAGAGGAAAAGAAAAACCUGCAAAUAUGUGGAAAAAGAGGUCAUGGUUGUGACAAUUCAUGUUGGUUGGAUGUUGCAAAGACGAUCAAAAUCAAAACGGGAAGAUUUUUGAUGGAGACGAGUCAUCUCAAACUGAGCAGAUCCACAUACAAACACGGAUGUGUUGCCUGCAGUGCCAAAACUGACCAAAAGAGGGCAGCCUUGAGCAAACUCCUGACCUGUUGAGGGGUUUGUGCCGGGCCAAGCUUCAACACUGGAGACAUCCAGGACUAGAUAUCAGUAUUCCAGCAUGCAACACGUUAGUUGCCUGUCUCUCCUUCCAUCUGUUCAAGUGAGAACCCGGAAAAAUUCCCCAGAAAGGAAGCUGUGCAGCCAGAAAGCGUCUGCACUUGAUUCUGUCUUCACUGUCAUGUGUAGUUUCUUUAAUAUCUUUUUAUUUCAUUUUUGUAUGACGAGAAACGGAUGUUGUUGGUGUGUUUAACUGGAGAUGGAUGGAUUAACUAGUGUUUUUCUUUUUUGUUCAGUGUUUAUUUUUUUUAUUUUACGUGUGCCUGAACUAUCCAGCACAGUGUGCAUACGUGCUGAUGCUGCUGCUCCCAUGGUGUAUUUUUAGUGGGAUCAUAUCGAUGCCCAAACCACCCUUCAUCCAAUUCCCUCAAUCCUUUUUUCUAAAAACCCCUGUCCAAAAAAAAUCCACUGCAUUACCCCCCCAUCCCCCUAUCCUUCACCCAAAUCUAAAACGGCAAUGUAAGCUAAUCCAAGGAGUGUGAAAACCAACUCAAAGAACACUGUCUGAGCCCAUUUUGAGUUUGACUGUAUGUGCGUGAAUGAGUUCAUAAUUGAAGUGUGUGUGUGUGUGUGUGUGUGUUUCACAGAAAUGGCAAGA